Messenger RNA from Rattus rattus (black rat), 1143 nucleotides. It is a transcript of the gene Ms4a7, whose product is annotated as membrane spanning 4-domains A7. The record is from RefSeq and is a predicted model, not a curated record. Lineage: Eukaryota; Metazoa; Chordata; Mammalia; Rodentia; Muridae. Gene Ontology annotation, biological process: cell surface receptor signaling pathway. Bases 385 to 1005 code for a protein of 206 amino acids. Gene Ontology annotation, cellular component: plasma membrane; trans-Golgi network. The transcript has 6 exons.
CAGGAAAUACAUGCACAUAAUGUUAACAGACUAGAAAACAUCAGAUUGGCAUCCAGUUCCUAACACAGAGCUCAGAAUAAAGCAUGCAAUAUACUUCUUGGUUAUGAGACCUGGAAAAUCUAAGAAAGAAAGGAGAACCUGAAGGAGAUACUUAGCAACAAAGAUCAGGUAGAAAUCCAGGCUUCCUGAUAUGGGAACAUUUCUGGAAAGAGACACCUUUACCACACUUCCCCAGCAUCACAGUCAUUCCUAGGGGCAGACUUUGAACUCAUGAGUGACAACUAAUGCCUCAGAUGCAAACAUCAUUUGGUUUCCAUUCCAGAGCCAUCCCCAUCUUCCCCAGUAGUAACAAGAAUAUGGGGUUCAUUUUACAUCCUUGGCAUCAUGGGUCUACGGCUUGGCACCAAGAGCACUGCGUGGGACUGCUUUCCAAAGGAUGUCAUUGUCCACAAAAGAGAGAAAGCUGGACACACAUAUGAAAAUGGAGAGGACCUGCUGAUUGGCGUACCUAGUGAAGCCACAGUUCUUGGGACUAUCCAGCUAAUAUGUGCCCUGAUGAUUGCAAGCUUUGGGGCAAUUUUGGUGUCAGCUUCCUACUCCAACCCAGAAGCUUCCACCACUUUGAUGUCUGGGUACCUGUUUACUGGAUCCUUCUGUGCACUGAGCAGCCUGGCCUCCAGUGUAGCAAGCUCUGUUGUUGCUAUCAUCGGUCUCUUCUUUGUCACCUAUUGCCUGAUAGUCCUGGGGACUGCCUUUCCACACUGUAACUCAGAAAAGAAAUUCCUGCCCUUAUUGUCUUAUUUGGAAUCCCAUGAUUGGAAGAAUGAAGACAAGAACUGUCGCCUGGCUUAUGUCAGUGCUAUAAGUACUCUGGGGAUCAUGCUCCUCUUCAUCGUGCUGGAAGCUUUGCUAGCUGUAUACAGUUCUAUCUUUUGGUGGAAGCAAGUCUACUCCAACAAGCCUGGGGGUGCAUUUUUCUUGCCUCAGUCACAAGAUCAUCCCUAACUUGUCAAAAGCAGUUUGUUGCAGUAAUGGAUAUGAAAUACAGAAGAAGAAAGAAGAAAUCUAGUGCUUGUGGCAGAGCACAGCUAGACUUUCCUGAAAUCUCAACCUUGGUAGAUCCUAAUAAACAUCUGAAGAAAA